GCUAAGUGUUUCACGAUAGAAGUGCAUCUAUAAGUUUAUUAGAAAUUCGCUAAUUGAACUAAAGCAAUGAUACUUUUUAAUACUUUUAAACUACUUUCAUUGUAUAACCACAAUGCAUAGUGCAACUAAUAUUUCCAAAAAUAUAACCGACAAUGAAAGGCAAUUAUACUUGUCAGUUUUACAGCAAGAAUCAACCAUUGCCUAUAUACCAACGAUUGUGUAUUUAAUAAUUUUAGCAGUGGUGGGCAUUCCAGGCAACUGUUUAGUACUUGUUGUUUAUCUGAACAAGAUGACAAUGAAGCCUCUAAGUACUUUUAUCAUCAGCAUGGCUGUCCUUGACCUCGUUACCUGUACAUUGAUUUUACCAGGUGAGAUAUAUCAUCUGCUUCAUAUUUGGGAUUUUACUGAGCCACUUAUUUGUCAGAUCUACGAGUUCUUAAGUGCUCUACUUGUCAUAUCAUCUGGUUUCAUGCUGGUUGCAAUAGCAAUGAUCAGGUACAUGAUGAUAUGCCACUCUUUUAAAAAGCAAGUGACACUGACACAUGCUAAAUGUAUCUGCUCUUUAAAUAUCUUCAUUGCGACAGUGGCCUCAAUACCCCACGGAAUUCUGAAAGGAAAACACAGCCGACAGACACAGAAUCCAAACAUUGUUGGUUAUUAUUGUCAAGUGGACGACAGCUACGUUGAAACAAUAUGGCCGAGCUUAAACUCCGCGUUUUUCUUUCUUUUGUUUUUCUUGACUAGUUGUACAGUCACAUUUUGUUAUGUACGUAUCGGGUGCGCCAUUCGAGGACAUGGGCAGAAUGUCAAUCAAAGAAGUUCUUUACCAGCUUCAACCAAAGCUGCUAAAGAUGUAACAGAGACAGACACAGCUGUGAAUGCUACAGUUAGCAAAACUGAUGAAAGUCGCUCAACAUAUGGGGAUACAUCAGAAAGUGUGGUUGCAAAUGAAACUAUCAACAAUACAGCUAGUGCUUCAAUUUAUAGAGCACACGAUACUACUGCAGGACUGGUUCCAUCUGUCGCUUUAGAGGUUGAUGACAUAAAUAUAGAAACAAUAAGUCACAAUAGUAAUGACAGUGCCGAAGAAACCAUUUCCACUGACAAAAUUAGUAAAGACGACUGCUCUACAGAUAAAAUGUCCCUAGAUAACAUUGUUAGUAAACAUACAUUUGAUACUGACACCCCAGGUGAUGGUAAACAAGUUCGUCCCCUUCAAAUACGCAGAAAGCAUUUAAUCAGAACACAUCUGAUGAUGAUAAUAGUAACUCUUGUCUUUUUUCUGGGCUUUCUUCCCUUUAUUGGUUUAAAUGUUCUUCUUGCUGUUUCUCCAGAGACAGUGGUCUCACUGGAAGGAUGGUCCUUGGCCAUGUAUCAACUUUUCUAUGAUUCGAUAUUUGUAAACAGUGCUGCUAAUCCAAUCAUUUACAGUUUGCUGGAUAAAAAAUUUAAAAAUAUUUGCAUUAAAAUGUUUAAAAACAAACAUGAGCGACGCUGAUAGGGGUAAUUGUGUGUGUGUAAUUGUUACGGUCGUAGCGCAGCAUGGUGCAAAUGGGAAAAAAAGGUGCGAAUUUGGGUAUUGAAUGGAAGGGAUGUUGAUCAGGAAACCGGAAGGAGAUUUGACAGGAUGAGAGUUGAAAUGUUCAUGUUUACGUAACUUGUUAUAAUAUUAAAGUAUUUCUAGACUAAAACCUGAGAGUGUCUUGUUAUUUUGAAGAGUCUUGUGUCGUAACAGUAAUCAGCUGUCACAGAAGACACAGGCCAGUGCUAGGCCGUUGCGAGUAGCGACUUUGUGACACUCCAGAAAAAAUCUAUGGUGUGAACACUUCUCAGGCCAAAAGUAGGAUAUGAUCAUGUGACACCCAAGAGAGACUGUAGAUGUACUGUUGGUUUUGAGAAGGCAUUCGGGGAACGUAUCUAAAGAGCGAAGGUAUCAGUGAAGAAAAUGUAUAAUCCAAGACAUGAAGACUUCACGUUCAAGAUCCAGCCAGGUACAGUGAAUCCAGUGUAAAAUCAGUUCGAAACAGAAGAGUCCAGGACCCUUACAAUUGGAUACAGCAGUACAGAGCUUAUGCGGCAGUCUCUACAGUGAACCAUUUUAAUGCAUGUGCUACGUGUUGCUAACUGUACUGUAUUGCCUAUUAGCUGUACAAUUAUUAGACAUUAAAGUGUUUCGUUAAUUGGAGCCUUAUAAAAGUCUAAAUCCAGUUCUGACUAGAAUUCAGUUCAAAACAAACGUCGGUCAUGUAUAGAACGAAGGAAAAAAAAAAGCUUAAUGAGUAGAACGUUACAUUUAUUUUUUACUUUGAAAAAUCAUAACAGUCAAACUAAAUUGUCCCCCAUGUGGCCAACGAGCAAGUAAUUCUUUUCUGAGCGAUAUACAUCAGUUGUUACAUUUCUAGGAAAAUCGUUAGAGCCAUUUUUUUAAUAACAGCGUCCAGGCUAGGUCCCGAUUGGGUCCAGGCUGGUUCCUGGCUGGCUCCAGGUUCCAUGAAGUUCUGACUUAAAUAGAGGUAUUGUCAAAAAAAAAGAAGAAAAUGUUAAAGACAAGAGAAAAAAGAAAGAGAAAAAGUUUAACAGAAACACUGUUACGUGUGCAUCGUAGUGUCAAUGUGGAAUGGUGCGAUUGCGUCUUGAAAGGGAGGAGAACAAAAAUGGAGGAAUAGAAACAAAAUAGUGUUGACAGUCAUAAUGAAGAUUAAAUUAUUUCUAAACUAUCGUUUUGUCGUUUUGGUUUUAGAGUAUCGUUCAAGAGUCUCAUCCCAUAUAAAAAAGUAACAAAGACCAUUCUUUGUACAUAAGGCAACUACACUGCAACAUAAUUUUUGUGCAU
Messenger RNA from Biomphalaria glabrata, 2833 nucleotides. RefSeq names its product alpha-2B adrenergic receptor-like. Lineage: Eukaryota; Metazoa; Mollusca; Gastropoda; Planorbidae. The record is from RefSeq and is a predicted model, not a curated record. Gene Ontology annotation, biological process: G protein-coupled receptor signaling pathway. Gene Ontology annotation, cellular component: membrane. Gene Ontology annotation, molecular function: G protein-coupled receptor activity. The transcript has 4 exons. The coding region runs from base 113 to 1498 and encodes 461 amino acids.